GUGACCAUGCUGGAGGUGAAUGGGUCUGAGUGUGAGUGUGCCGUGUGCUGGAAUCCAUAUGACAACGCGUUCCGGACGCCCAAGAUCCUGGAUUGUAAACACACCUUCUGCCUGGAGUGCCUGGCCCGCAUGAGUUUGGCUUCAGUGCCGGACAUGGAGCCGGCCAUGUCGUGCCCUCUGUGCCGCCACCUCACGCCGCUCGGCCCCGGGCAACUGGUCACCGGACUCCGCACUAACGGGGACAUUCUGGCCCGCAUGAGGCUGCAGCCGCUCCACGUGUAUCUGGAUCACGGCCGCCUGUUCUACAAGGGGCCCGGCAAGGCCAGUUUCCUGCUGCGCAGACCCACCGUCUACACCUUGAGCUUGGAGAUGGAGCGGGAGAACGGUCUCCCUGUCCGCACUCAGGCCGCUCCGGCCAUGGACGAGAGACUCCCACACAACACCAUGUGGAGAUGUUGCCAGAGUCCACCCUGCCGGACUGUCACCUACAUCCUCAUCGUUAUAUUCGGCAUCACCAUCAUCCUCGUCAUCUCACUCUUCUGGACCAAGAAAAUACUCUGGGAUCUGGGCUGAGGAGACACCUGGCCAAGACACUGCCUGGCCCGUUGAAUGCUUCCAGCAUUUUCUGUUUUUAUUUCAGAUUUCCAGCCAGUUUUGUUUUUGUCCUUCUUUCAAUUGUGCCUUGUGGUUUAUAAACUGACCCACUCGCUUAAGAAGGCAAGACUUGGGAAGUUCGGCAUGUCCCCAACAGAUCUCACCAACUUCUACAGAUGUGCCGGGGAGAAAGCAUUUCAUCGGGAUGCAUCACAGAAGGGUUUGGGAACAGCUCCAGGCAAGACCCGCAAGAAAUCGCAGAGAGUUGUGGACGCAGCCCAGACCAUCACGCAAACCAACCUCCCUUCCAUUGACUCCGUCUACUCCUCACGCUGCCUCGGCAAGGCCAGCAGCAUCAUCAAGGACCAGUCUCACCCCGGCCACUCCCUCUUCUCCCCAUCAGUCAAGAGGUACAGAAGUGGGAAAACGCACACCUCCAGAUUCAGUGACAGUUCCUUCCCGGCUGUUAUCAGGCAACAGAACCAUCCUAUCACCAGCUAGAGAGCAGUCCUGACUUCCCAUCUACCUCAUUGGAGACCCUUGGACUAUCUUUAGUUGAACAUUAUUGGACUUCAAUGUUAUAUCUUCCACUGAACAUUAUACCCUGUAUCCUUUAUCUCUCCACUGUGGAGGGUUUGAUGGUAAUCACGUAUGGUCUUUUCGUUAGCACGCAACAAAAACAUUUCACUGUACCUCGGUACACGUGACAAUAAACUAGACUAACUAAAACUAGACUAAACUUUGAAGAAGGGUCUCGACCCGAAACAUCGCCCGUUAAUUUUUUCCAGAGAUGAUGCCUGUCCCGCUGAAUUACUCCAGCAUUUUGUGUCUAAACUGUGUUGAGUUUAGUUUGUUUUGGAAACACAACCUUGACUCUAGACUGACAUCUGUUCCCCUAUCAUCAGCUUCUCUUAACAUGGGGUUGCCCUCAACCCACGGGGUCACAGAGAGAACGUGCAAACUCCGUAAAGACAGCACUCGUAGUCAGGAUCCUCCAACUCCUACUGCAUGUGGGUCUCAUGUACCACAUCAUGUAGAGAGACAGAGGUCACAAUCUUAGCCAAUGCUGCGAUUACAUUUUUAAAUUAAGCUCGAAACUCCAGAGGCUGCAGAAGUCAAACUGCUGGAGGAAGGUCAGGCUGUGGCCCCGACUCAAAGUACAGACACUGCCUGACCCCCUGAGUUCUUCUACCAGUCUAGUGCUUUAAGAUGAGCUCACCCUGCAUGGGCGUUACAUGGCGAAUGGGUUAGUUUUACUGAGAAGUGCCAGCAAUGGAAUUUAGAUGAAUAACUUUGUCCUUUUGUCAUUUUGUAAAGGGUGUGACAUUUAAGAAAGCUGCCAAAUAUUUGAGAUGGGAGAUCAGCAGCUGAGCCGCCAGCCUGGGGCAUGUGGGCUGUGGCACAACUGGUUAUUCCUCAUUCAUUCCUUGCUUUGUUGGAAUGUUCUUCCCUUGGCUGUGUGGAGUUUGCACAGUUUCCUUUUGACGGGGGUGG
Messenger RNA from Leucoraja erinaceus (little skate), 2088 nucleotides. Its product is annotated as E3 ubiquitin-protein ligase RNF183-like. The transcript has 2 exons. The record is from RefSeq and is a predicted model, not a curated record. Gene Ontology annotation, molecular function: ubiquitin protein ligase activity. Lineage: Eukaryota; Metazoa; Chordata; Chondrichthyes; Rajiformes; Rajidae. The coding region runs from base 7 to 573 and encodes 188 amino acids. Gene Ontology annotation, biological process: protein ubiquitination.